Molecule: messenger RNA, 5125 nt
Organism: Branchiostoma belcheri (Belcher's lancelet)
Lineage: Eukaryota; Metazoa; Chordata; Leptocardii; Amphioxiformes; Branchiostomatidae
Exons: 21
Coding region: 1-4356 (1451 amino acids)
Molecular function (GO): protein binding
Source: RefSeq, a predicted model, not a curated record
AUGAGAACUCCUCUUCACUGGGCGGCUGCAAAUAGCCACCAUGAAACUGUAUCAGCUUUGGUGACAGCUGGUGCAGAUGUGAACGCACAGGACAAGAGGCAAAGUUCUCCCCUGCACUGGGCAGCCGAGAAUGGCAACCAUGAAACCGUACCAGCUUUGCUAAAAGCUGGUGCAGAUGUGAACGCAAAGAAUAAGAAACAACAUUCCCCCCUGCACCUGGCAUCCGAGAAUGGCGACCGUGAUACUGUAUCAGCUUUACUGAUAGCUAAUGCAGAUGUGAACGCACGGGACAAUUGUCAAAGUUCUCCUCUGCACCGGGCAGCUCUGACUGACAACCAUGAAACUGUGUCAGCUUUACUGAACGCUGGUGCAGAUGUGAACGCACUGGACAAGUGGAGAAACACCCCCCUCCAUGGUGCAGCUAGACGGGGCCACCCAAAGUGCGCGGAAAUACUGCUGCAGCACUGGGCUGAUACCGGCAUCAGGAACAAGAAAGGUCGAACGGCAAAGGAUAUCGCAGCAGAUGAGGACACCAGGGGCUGUAUAACUGCAAACACCAAAGAAGAGAAAGAACGAGUCAUUAAUGGUAGAAAAGAAAUACUGAGGCUUCUUCAAGAACAAAAUAAUGGAGUCUCCAAACGUAAGAAGGGAUACGAUCCUGUACUUGUCCGGUUCUAUGAAGAAAGAGGAAUGACCAAGGCGAAGAACGAUUGUCCUUUGAUACAAGAAGCAGCGAAAGAGAGCGGGAAAACUGUAGACCAAGUGAAGAAUUUUAUCGGCAACUACCGUUCGAGUAAGGGCGGUGGUAAGAGUAGCCUGCCCACAGACGACACGGCAGCUAGGAACAGUGGGUUCACCGGACAUCAUGAAGAUUCGGGAAAGUCGGGGGAGCCAGACGAAUUCGAGGAAACCAUGGCGGAAUGCUUAGCGGAACAACAAGAAUCACACACAGAGACAUUGUCACGAACGCAUGAAGCAGUCCAACAUCAUACCGAUAUGAACAACCCUACAGAGACGACUCAGGUUAAACAAGCGGAUGAAGCUGUGAAUGACAGGAGCAAAGCGUCUCAGAAACAACCAAAGAAAGGUGGAAAGAGGAAAUCCAAAAAGCGGCAUGCUGAUGAGUCCAGCGAUAGUGGCCCCAUGAGAAAGCGACCGAAGCAAGCUGUAGCCCAGCCUGCUGCCAUCACCAUUGCUGAAGUGACAGAAAACGGAACCGGGGUGAGAAUCAGAGGGGCAACUGUAGCCCGGCCUGGUCCCAUCACCAUUGCUGAGGCGACAGAAAACAGCAUCAGGACCACCUGGACAGAGGCAGCUGGCUCCAAAGACAGCUACAGGAUCAGCAUUUCUACUAAUGAUGGUGUCACCGGUCCUAGUGCAAGUGUGAGCGCUGGAGACCCACUGGAACACAUCUUCACUGGUCUGACAGCAGGAACUGAGUACACCAUUAGUGUUGUAACUGUCUGUGGUGGGGUGAACAGUUCUCAAAGAACAAAGGCGCAGAGGACAACUGUAGCCCAGCCCGGUGCCAUAAACUUUACUGAAGUGACAGAAAACAGCAUCAGUACCACAUGGACAGCUGCGGCUGGAGCCAAAAACAGCUACAGGAUCAGCAUCAAUCCCGACACUGGUGUCCCCAACUCCGCUGUAAGUGUGAGCGCUGGAAAACCACGGGAACACACCUUUACUGGUCUGACAGCAGGAACUAAGUACACCAUUAGUGUUGUAACUGUCAGUGGUGGGGCGAACAGUGUGGCAAGAACAAAGAAACAGAGGACAACUGUAGCCCAGCCUGGUCCAAUCAUCAUUGCUAAAGUGACAGAAAACAGCAUAAGGAUCACCUGGACAGGUGCAGCUGGCGCCAAAGACAGCUACAGGAUCAGCAUCUCUCCUACUGAUGGUUCCACUGCUCGUAGUUCAAGUGUGAAUAGUGGAGACUCACUGGAACACACCUUCACUGGUCUAACAGCAGGAACUGAGUACACCAUCCGUGUUGUAAGUGUUAGUGGUGGGGGGAAGAGUUCUCCGUCAACAAGGACACAGAGAACAACUUUAGCCCAGCCCGGUGCCAUAAACAUUACUGAAGUAACAGAAAACAGCAUCAGGGCCACAUGGACAGCUGCGGCUGGAGCCAAAAACAGCUACAGGAUCAGCAUCAAUCCCGACACUGGUGUCCCCAACUCCGCUGUAAGUGUGAACCCUGGAAAACCACGGGAACACACCUUUACUGGUCUGACAGCAGGAACUGAGUACACCAUCAGUGUUGUGGCUAUCAGUAGUGGGAAGUGCAGUGUGGCAAGAACAAAGACACAGAGGACAACUGUAGCCCAGCCCGGUGCCAUAAACAUUACUGAAGUGACAGAAAGCAGCAUCAGGGCCACAUGGACAGCUGCGGAUGGAGCCAAAAACAGCUACAGGAUCAGCAUCAGUCCCGACACUGGUGUCCCCAACUCUGCUGUAAGUGUGAACGCUGAAGACCCACUGGAACACACCUACACUGGUCUGACAGCAGGAACUAAGUACACCAUUAGUGUUGUAACUGUCAGUGGUGGGGCGAACAGUGUGGCAAGAACAAAGACACAGAGGACAGCUGUAGCCCGGCCUAGUACCAUCACCAUUGCUGAAGCGGCUGAAGACAGCAUCAGGAUCACCUGGACAGAGGCAGAUGGUGCCAAAGACAGCUACAGGAUCAGCAUCUCUCCAACUGAUGGUGCCACUGCUCCUAGUAAUAGUGCAAGUGUGAAUAGUGGAGACCCAACGGAACACACCUUCACUGGUCUUACAGCAGGAACUGAGUACAACAUCAGUGUUGUAACUGUCGGUGGUGGGGAGAUCAGUGUGGCAAGAACAAAGACACAGAGGACAAAUGCAGCCAAACCUGGCCCCAUCACCAUUGCCGAAGUGACAGAAAACAGCAUCAGGAUCACCUGGACGGAAGCAGCUGGAACCAAAGACAGCUACAGGAUCAGCAUCUAUAAGAAUGUUGGUCCCACCGCUCCCACUGUAAGUGUGAAUACUGGAGACCCACUGGAACACACCUUCACUACGUUAACAGCAGGAACUGAGUACACCAUCAGUGCUGUAACUGUCAGCGGUGGAGAGUGCAGUGAUCCAACAACAAAGGUGCAGAGGACAAAGUUCACGUCUGUUCUGUUGGUUAACGGCGAGUACGGUACCUCCCAUGGAGGUCCCUCUACAACAAACCGUCAGGUGGCAAAGUUUCUGAAACGGCAUGGUGCUACAGUUCAUGCUACGGCACUGCAAGCAUCAGAAGAUGACAAGAGGUGUGCCAAAGAUGAUGGUGUCAUUUUGCAUCUGCCUAUUCAAGACCCCAGGGACAAGAGGACGCCUUCUUUGGAAUGGUUGACCUACUACCACAUUAUUCACUACCCAGACAUACCACGGGAUCUGAAGUGCAUAGUGGGAUUUGUAGAUGUUACAAGUGAAGCUGCGAAGAGGAUACAAGAAGACCGUUGUCAGCGUGCAAAAUUGAUCCUUUUCAACCACGACAUGCCAGAAGACACGGAGUACUACAAGGGAACUAAGAAGGCGACAAAGAUGGAAGACAUCCUUGAGGAUGCCAAAAAUGCAGAUGCCGUGUUCUCCUUGGGAAGAAGGAUCUACAACUACUUCGAGACGAAGUACAAGUCAUUGGGAGACAGCAAACCACGCCAGCACUUUUUGUUUCUCCCAAGACCAUCCCCAGUGUUCGAAGCCAUCUCUGUUAGUCCAGGAGGAGGAGAGAAAGUCGUGCUAGCGCUGUCUGUCGGGAGAGUGACCGAAAUGGACAAGCUGAAAGGCCAUGACCUGAUAGCACGGUCCAUGGGGGAGGUCGCAGAGAAGAUCACAAACGUCAGUUUGCAUGUUCGCGUGAUAGAUGAAGAUGACUGGGAUGCGAGCAAGAGUAUCCUGGAGGAGAACCUGCACAGUGGUAAGAUCAAACCCACUCUGCUGCCGUGUGGAACCCAAGAGGACAUCGCUCGGGACAUGCAGCAGGCCCACCUGGUCCUGAUGCCGUCCCGUGCCGAGCCGUUUGGACUUAUUGGUCUGGAGGCCAUCGCAGCAGGCAUCCCGGUACUCAUCUCUGACAAGUCAGGCCUGGCAGACAUGAUCAUGGAUUUGAUCGAGGAGGAGAAGUGCCAUCCAGAUAUUAGGCACAGGAUUGUAGAAACCAGCGUGAGGGAGUCCGAUCUAGAUGUAGCUGCAAAAGAAUGGGCAAAGAAGAUCGUGGACACGUUGAAACACUCUAAACAUGAAUUCGACAAAGCAGCAAAAUACAAGAAGAAGCUCUUAGAGUCCAAGUACUGGGAAGAGUCACACCAAAACCUGCUGCGGGUCUGUGGCUUGAUUGACUGACUCUAGAUCGCGUCUACUCCACUCCGCAUGUCAUUCACUCUUCCGCGGGUCAGAUUCCGUAUCGCUCAUCCUGAUGCACAGACUUUCAAUGUCAUCAUUACUGUGUGUAUAUAUUCCAGAGCAAAGCAAAGUAAGACUUAACAAUGACCUCAUCUAUUAGUGGCCAUGUAUAGUUUCAAAGAUGUAUUCACUGGUGUUGACCAUUUUUAUGCCUUCUCUAUCAUGUACAUUCUAACCAGGGCAAAGUAACCAGUUGGCUUGGAACUACUGUAGGUGUAGGUUGAUGUAGCUAGCUAUGGGAACUUUUGUACAGACAUUGCAAGGUGCCCUCCUUCCAUACAAGCUUCAUACAUUGUAAUGAAUUGAACUACCCUGCAAAAUAUCUAACUUAACUGGCUUCAGCACUAAUUCGUGUGGUAAUACCUGUGUUGCAAACAUUGUCAUUGCCAUUGUGGUUAAAGUUGUACAACUUAAAAUUUCUGCUGUUUUAUACGUUAUUGGCAAAAUAAUGGUCUACAAACCAUAACGGCCACAUUGUCCUUAUUUUACUAAUCUGUAUCUUAGCUUCAUACAAGAUACACACGUUAGGUAUCAACUAUAGAUUGUCCGCCCCGGAAGUUUCUUUAUCGGUUACAUCUUCUUCAUAUUAUUUUCACUAAAGAAUAGAAAAAAGGCUAUGAUAUUGGAGCUCUUGAAUAGGUAGAAUAUUUCUCGCUAAAAUCGCCUUUCUGUAGAAGAGAAAGGUAACAAAAGAGGCAAGCUGAACAAA